AUGAGCGGGAAUUUACCCUUCAGCAGCUAUUUCGGCUGUCAGCCACUGGGUGUCAGCCACAGUCUGUCAGCCGUGGAACUGGCCGCGCAAGUCCUCACACUAGAUACGAUCGAACGGCCGGAAGACCGCCUGAGAAGCCAGUCUAACGUCGAAGUUGCGGAAGGAGGGAGCAGGAGCUUCCAGGCUACAGCGACACCUGUGCAGAGGAACUUCCUCAUCUGGCCUUUAGAGACACCACAUACCUUCGCUAUCAUCGGCCUGACCAAGUGCAUGGGCGAUUCCUCCCGAACUCCUGCCGCCAGUGACCUGCGUGGUGCUAUGGAAAAGACUCUCUCAACACACAGCAUCUCCCGCACGCGGUUUGAUCUAACGGAUUUCAUCCUCUCCCACCUAGGUGAACUCAAUCUCACCUGGGACGAGGUCAGCGUGUCUGAAGACGAGUUCGAGCAAGCCUGUGAGGCAGCCGAAGAAGAAUCAUGGCAGGCGGUGCGGAGGACCACGCGCGCCGACAACGAAGUACCGUACUGCGCGGUGACCUGCAUCUCUGCGCCCGGCCGCAGAGCACUCGCCUUUGUUACGCGGAUCCAUCACGUCCUCACCGAUGUGUUCUCCUCUGCCGUCAUGUCACAGGACCUGGAAACCACCCUAGCAGGUGGCGAAGUAGCACCAGGCCCCCGGUUCGAGGACUUCGCGCGGUUCAUGCACAGCUACACACAAGCCAACGUCGAGCGGGCGAACCAAUGUUUCACCAAGAUGCUAGAGCUCCUGCUGGCCUCAUGCGUCCUGCAACCACCGGCCCCGAAAGAACCUCCGCCACCGGAAGCCCUCAAUCUCAUCCGUCUCCAGUCAUCCCCUUCCAACACCCUGGCCCCCCGCCAACGCCUCAUCUCGCCGUCUCUAUUCUCUCAGGCCGCACAGUCCCGUGGCCAUCGCCCCCCCUCUGUUGUCGGACCCCUUCUCUGUCGCUCUUUGUUCUGCACCAGCAUUGGCAAGGAUUCAACCGUCCACAACUGGCUCGCGACUGUGCACAAGACCACUCUCGAUAUCAUUGAGUUCGAUGGGCUCAUACAUUCGCUGCCUCCAUCUCUGAUGGCCGACCCCCGCACGAACACAUCCAACGUGCUCUGCUUCCUGGACGUCCCCGAGCCGUCGCGGAAUUGGAGCCACAAGGACCGCCAGAAGCAUUACUAUACGCUAUCGUGGUAUAUCACCCAGCGGAGUGAGCAUGUGGCGACGGAGUUUGAGGUUCAGUUGGAGAAGGUGGAUCUACACUGGGCGAAGGCCGUGGCUGGUCUGCCCGGGGAGAUCUUGUCAGGACUUAUCAACGCGACGGGUUCUACACGUGUCGCGGAGUUAAUUGCCGCUAAGUAG
Messenger RNA from Aspergillus pseudoviridinutans, 1371 nucleotides. Its product is annotated as putative NRPS-like enzyme. The coding region runs from base 1 to 1371 and encodes 456 amino acids. The record is from RefSeq and is a predicted model, not a curated record. The transcript is spliced from 3 exons. Lineage: Eukaryota; Fungi; Ascomycota; Eurotiomycetes; Eurotiales; Aspergillaceae.